Messenger RNA from Oryzias melastigma (Indian medaka), 5039 nucleotides. It is a transcript of the gene lin7c, whose product is annotated as lin-7 homolog C (C. elegans). The transcript has 5 exons. The record is from RefSeq and is a predicted model, not a curated record. Gene Ontology annotation, molecular function: L27 domain binding. The coding region runs from base 303 to 908 and encodes 201 amino acids. NCBI's taxonomy places the organism in Eukaryota, Metazoa, Chordata, Actinopteri, Beloniformes, Adrianichthyidae. Gene Ontology annotation, cellular component: MPP7-DLG1-LIN7 complex; basolateral plasma membrane; cell-cell junction. Gene Ontology annotation, biological process: neurotransmitter secretion; protein localization to basolateral plasma membrane; maintenance of epithelial cell apical/basal polarity.
AAAUGGUCAGUGGAAUUAAGUAUCAUACUUAAUAACAAAAUACUCAAACUAUAACCUAUUUUUAUUUUUUUCCGUUUUACAAGACCGUGAUUUAUAUCCGUUAGACUGUGCUCACUCUACUUUACGAGGUUCCUUCAACGCAUCGUGGCACUGGCAGCUAGCCUAGCCUAGCUAACCUGGCUAAUCUGAUUUAUCGUCUCAGUUAAGCGCAGGAAACGUGGGUCAGGAUUACCAGUUUUAGUUAUCUUAACUCUCUUUUAGCGCGGUGUCGACUGAAGGUACGAUAACUUACCGCUUCGAGAAUGGCAUCACUCGGGGAACCUGUGCGACUGGAAAGGGAUAUCAACCGGGCCAUUGAACUUUUGGAUAAGCUCCAAAGGACAGGAGAAGUUCCUCCUCAGAAGCUGCAGGCUCUGCAAAGGGUCUUACAAAGUGAAUUCUGUAAUGCCGUCAGAGAAGUUUACGAGCAUGUGUAUGAAACUGUGGACAUCAACAGCAGUCCUGAGGUCAGAGCCAACGCCACAGCUAAGGCUACAGUGGCAGCUUUUGCAGCAAGUGAAGGCCACUCUCAUCCACGUGUGGUGGAGCUGCCCAAGACAGAGGAGGGUCUGGGCUUUAAUAUAAUGGGCGGUAAGGAGCAAAAUUCUCCAAUUUACAUUUCCCGGAUUAUCCCAGGAGGCAUCGCCGAUCGACAUGGAGGUCUCAAAAGAGGCGACCAGCUGCUCUCUGUUAAUGGCGUGAGUGUGGAAGGUGAACAUCAUGAGAAAGCAGUGGAACUCCUCAAAGCAGCUCAGGGCACAGUGAAGCUGGUAGUAAGGUACACCCCCAAAGUCCUGGAGGAAAUGGAGUCACGCUUUGAGAAAAUGAGGUCAGCUAAGCGCCGGCAACAGAACAACUAUCCCCAGUAGGAUUUUUUUUUCCUCCCCUCUUCAUGCGGAUGCCCACCUCCCGUGUUUCUGCUCCUCAAGCCUUCUGCCCAUCUGUCAUAUAUUUUUGCCCAUGCUCAAACCCACAAAAAGGACGAUCCCAGCUGUAGUUCCUACUUGCACAUGCAUCACCAGUUCUGCUUCUAACCUCCUUUGUAGCAUUUUUUAAAAUAUCUAUAAAAUCGCCACUGUUACUGUACCAGACACUAAAACUCUAGAUGAACACUAAAACGAUUGUCCGUUUGAGUCACAAUAUGUGCAUUAUUUUUGAAUUUAAAACAUUUGAAUGCAACUUUGAUUACUUUUGGGGGAAAAAAAAUGUAUUAUGUGACUCGUUUUACAGCUAAGGUUGGUAAUUUGUUCCUUCACAGCCACUACCAAGUGCCUCAGGGCAAACACAUUUAUCUUAUGUACUGUGUCAGCUAAUCUUGUUUGCUUUUAAUGGUUUAAGGUGAAGCAGUGGUGACUAAAUCCGCAGAGUGAUUAAUUACUUCGUGCUUAACAUUUAUAAAUCUCAAAAAUCCUUUUUAUUUGAAAUGAACAUGUCUCGAUGGUUUGUAAAACCCAUUUAAUAUACCAGUUUCAGAAAGAGCAAGUUUUUUUUAAUUGUCACUUAGGAGGAAUGCCCAGAAAAAAGGCUUUAGAGGAGCAGGCAAAAGGUUAAAUACGCUAAUUAAAUAGAUCAGAUUCUCAGUAAAUUAGAGUGCAGUCAUUUCAGCACAAAAGAAACGAGGGUUUGAGGUUUUCUUCUUCUUCUUUCUGGGCUUAACUCUUGUUUUUAGCAUCACAUUUUGCCAUGAAAAGCUUGGGAGUGACUGUAAGUGAUCGAAUAAGGUCAUAGCAGCUCAUAAAUUUAAACCCGUAGCUCCACAGAGAUUUGCAGCUUGGAUUUUAGCGAGGACAAAAAUCUGUGAUGGAGUCGACAUUCAACACUGUUUCGGCUCUGAUUUCCUUGCCAUGACAUACAUUUGCAUGAAGAAGUUUACAUACACUUAUCGAGGGAGUGGUGGUACUUUGAUGUGUAGAAGGUAAAACAAAAAAAACGGUGAUUACACUCCAGCAGGUUCCACUUUGUUCCAAACCCGUACACACGUUCAGUCAUGGUGAUGGGAGACGCUCUUAAUUUGUAAUCCUAUUUCCUUUUAUCUUUCUGACUCGCUUUGCUUUGUUUUUCAGUCUGGUGGCUGCACAGAUUAAUGUCACUAUUAGCUGAAGAUAUUUUACUAUCAUUGAGACAUUUUUUUAGACUUUAACAAAAUUACAGGGAACAGCUGGAUUCAGGGAACCCACAGGAAAUGAAACUCUCAUCCUGGACAGUGAUGACUGUAUGUAAACUUUUGAAGGAUUGUACAUCUGGAAUGUACUUCACACUUUGUGUUUCUUUUCUGGUGUUUAGAAUACUAUACUAAAACAUACUUUGAUAAUUCCCCACAUGUUAUUUUCAUACAAAAAGUAGUCCACAGUCAAGCCUAAUGUUAACCCUCACUACUUUGUGAUAAAUAAAAUGUCAGAAGACUUUUUUUUAUUGCAUUCUACGUUUAGUAAUGUGAAAAUAAUGUGUUUGCUGUUUUUUUGUUUGUUUUUUGGGGGGUUCUGGUAUCUCAUUUGUGUGUUUUCUGAACAGCAGUGUAUUUUUUUCUCUUUUGUAACUCUAAUAAUCAGAUCAAUAAAUUAUUUGAGUAAAUAAAGGACAACAUGGGUGCUAACACAAGAUGUCUAUAUAUGUAUUUGAUUAAAAAAUGUGCUUUUCUGAUGUUGUGCUCAAAGCUCACACAUUUUACUAAAUUUUAGCAAUAAUGUUAAACUUCCUGAUCAAAAUAUUUACUGAUUUUUUUUUCUCUUUAUUUUGUUUUUUUUAUUUAUUUUGACAAACACUAAACUAUGAAUUUUAUUAAAAACAUAAUUACUGUUUUUCUUCUUCUUAAGUACUCCCCAACAAUCAGAUUUGCUCAAGCCUCUGUCGGUACAUCACUACACUCUGAUAUUUGAUCUUUUCUUUUUAAGUGUUUGCUGGUUUAUGCAUCCUGUUACAAUGUAGUGAAUUGUCAAACACUCGUUUGCUCAUCAAGCAAGUCUUCAAGUUAUGGUUUACUUGGAAAUACUGUAAUAACAAAAUAUACAAGUUAAAAAAGACAAAAGCUUUUUUUCUUUACUGUCUAAUUUAAACUAAAAUUGUAUUAUUUAGUGUCACUUCACACUGAUUUUUCACUCCAGUUUUUGUGUUUUUUAUUUUAAAUGUGUGUUAAAUGAUGUGUUCUCUUUGUUGUGAUUUAUGUGUUUUUGACCAGCAUAACCGAAACCCUAACGGUAUAAAUCAUGUUGAACAAAAGUAUAAAAGUACAGAGCGCCUGAACGGACAUUGAAAAAUUGAAGUUAAAAAAAAAAAAAAACUUUUUUUUUUCCGAUAGAAAUUGAAGUUAAAAAAAAUUCUGGUUACCAACCAGUGCACACUAUUUACUAUUUGAAUUGUUUGGUUUUUUAACCUCAAUUUAUAUAUAUAUAUAUAUAUAUAUAUAUAUAUAUAUAUAUUUUUUUUUUUUUACUUCAGUGUCCCUUUAGGGGCCCCAUUAAACAGGAAAAGAUGGCUGGAGCAACUUUUAUUUCUGCUUUAAAUUUUAGAACCUAUGCUUCAUUUUUCACAAAAGUGGGAUUCAAUGUAAAGUCAGAAUUUCAUGCUUAAUGGUUAAUUAUGUAGGCAGAAUUAAAGUGGUGUCUGAAAUUUAAAGGUACUGUAAUUAGUUUAGUCUGUCAUUUCAGCAAAACUCAUUAAACAAUGAUCUUAAAAGAACGUAAUCAGGUACCAACAUUUUUAUCAGCAGAAAGUUGUUGAAAAAUACAGUUUUGAGGUUUGGUUGCUUAUUUAUGUGUCUGAAUUUGUAUUUUUAAGUGUGUUAUUUAGUCAGCGUGUAAGAACACCUCAGGGGCUGCUGAUACCUUGAAUGUCAGAUGCAUCAGCAGAAAUUUUCUUCAGUCAAAUCUGUGGAUUGUGUUCAUUUUAGUGGAUUGUUUAGAACUCCGAUAAGGAGAGAAUCCCAAUACAAUCUGGAGCACGUAGUCCACUUCUUUCUCAUGGGCUUGCUCUGUCAAAUCUCUUAUCUUUGUAAAAAAAAUAAGAAUAAGUGAAACUGUGGCAUUAUGGGACAAAUUCUAAAGCAAAAUGCAUGUAAAAUGUGUAAAUUGAUGAUCUAUGCAAAGUCAUUUACAAUGUAAUCUGCAUUUGUGCAAAACUUCUGAAUUUUGUUAACAAAAACUGAUAGUUUUAGCACAACUAAACUCUCUUUAAAGGACAUUUUGUGGCCACCAUGUUCAGAUCUGUAAGAACACCUUAUCUUUACAUUUUCAUGUAAAUACCCUUCUCAGAAUAGCGCUCUUGUAAUGUAGUCGUUGUCUGGAGGCUUUUAGAAUCACAAGUGACAAUAGUUUGCUCAGUCUACUGGCUGAGAUUACUUUGAAUGCAGUGGAAAUCAGCUGUACAUAAGAGUCUAAAUGUAUAGUAUGUCCCUUUUUUAUUGUGUUUAAUUCAAAACUACACUGCUUUUCCAGUCCUACCAUGCAUAUAUGUAUAGUAAUUCACACAAACAUGUUGCCAGACUUAUAAAUAUACUGAAAUUACAGUUUCCACUGAAUGUUACUAGCCUGAUUUGGAAAGCACUCCAGCUUUUUACCUGGAUCUUUGUCUAUAUGUCAAAAUGGCCAAUAGAAUAUUUUUUAUAAUGGGUUUUCUUUUGAUAUUUUCUGCAACUUUUCUAAGUAUUUUUUUUUUCCUUUCUAAAAUCAAAUACCAGGUUGAUUGGUACUUCCACAUAGUGUAUAUCGGGUCCAUGUCAGUUUAGAAGAUGCGACCUGAAUUACUAUAUACCAUCAGUUCUCUGAGCUAUGAACUAAACAACCACUUCUUUACUGGACCAAGAACGAUUUGUCCAAUUUUUUAUGUAUGUUUCAAGAUGUUGUAGUCUUUGCUUGUUUGAAAUGUUGCCUGUAGAUUGUGUUAAAUUUUGUUCCUUAUUGUCUUAACUGUGUUUCAUGGAUGUGGAAUGUAAAAUAUUGUAACCUAGAUCCUAAUUAUUGAAUAGAGGCUUAAUAAAUCUUGCUUAUAGUUGUGAAUUUGAAAAA